Messenger RNA from Somion occarium, 2025 nucleotides. NCBI's taxonomy places the organism in Eukaryota, Fungi, Basidiomycota, Agaricomycetes, Polyporales, Cerrenaceae. The record is from the annotation of a GenBank genome assembly.
GUCGGUAUCUUCCGUUACACUCGUUAUUUGUCAAAAAAACAAUCACCGAGACCCUUUGGAGAGUACGUACGUCGCAUUCUUUGCUAUCCCGCAUGUCUAAACUCGCAUCAUACGACAGAAUCGCUGAUUUUGCUUCCGGACAUCUCGAACACGCUAUGGACCAUGAAGCUCCAGGCUUCGCAGCCGAGAGAGAGAUUGUUUCACAUCGUCGUUUCUCGCACCUGAAUCCCGCCUGGCCCGGGAAUUCGGGCCUCAUACACUUCUCUGGGGGGUUUCAAAUAUUGUUGGUGUCGCGAGGCUGGUGUUCGAGGCUGGUAUUAGAUUAACACCAGCCUCGGAGCCGGCACAAUGCAAGAUCCUGACCUAAACAGCUCUAACCCCUAAAUGGCCUGGGUAGGGGCUUUAUAAGACUCAUAAGAACGUUUACAGAAUGCCAGAGGUGAAAACUAAUUCUUUUUUCAUUGCAAGGAAGGCUGAUUUGCUUGAGCAGUUCCACAUACAACGGACGAGGCUCGGCUUUGAUACCCGUGUCAUUGUCACUGCCAGAUAUACUGGAGGCGGUCGAUUGAAUAGAGAGACAUUGUGGCCGGCGCUCGCGGAGAUCCUACAACAUCAUCGUGCUCUCAGUACUCAAGUGCACGACGCAUCAUCGAAACACCCCACAUUUGUCUACCUCGGAAGUGUCAAUUUAUCCAAGGUGGUCCGUUUCCAUGACGUGGACGAUAGACCAUUGGAUGCCAUCCUGGAUUCAUAUCUCCUGCGACCUUUUGAAUUCGAAACAGCUCUGCCGUUAUGGGAGAUGGGUGUCCUUCAGGAUAACACGGUUAUCUUUACCUAUCAGCAUGCAAUCGGAGAUGGACAGAGUGGACUGGCCUUCCAUCGUUUGUUGCUCUCUGCGCUGAACUCUGACGAAACACCUCUUCGCCCACUAGCCGACAUUGUGCCCAUCCCGGAUACGCUCGAGCUCGUCGCGCCGCUGGAGAAGAUGACGAAAUUGUCGGUCCCAUUCUCGCUAGCUUGUUACCAAUACUUGAAAAUCUUUGCACCUGUAUCCUGGAGGAAAUUAGGAUCUGCAUGGACAGGAAACAACGUCCCUCGUGACAAAACAGCGUACACCAUGACGCGACUUUGGGACUUAACUCCGGAUCAAACCACCAAGCUGAUGUGCAUAUGUCGAGACCAGAAGUCUACGCUUACUUCAUUCGCCCAUACUGCCGUAGUGGUAGUCGUUAGCAGUCUUCUUGACCGCGCGCCGAAGAGGCACAAAUAUUUGUGCACAGAGAUACCCGUCUCUUUGCGUCGUUUCACUGGUGUUCCGGCUACCGAACUCUGCGACCAUGUGUCAAUGAUGUACUUCUAUCCUCCCUUGAUCAAUUUCCCCGAAAUCUCGAGAGAUUGGAAAGCGUCAGCUAUUCUGUUUCCUUGGGACGUUUCAGCGAGGAUGGUUCCUGCGAUGCGGAAGAAGAUAGCCAAAUCUCGAGGGGAACCAGGAUCGCUCAAACUACUGUUUGGUCGGAUUAGGCCAUACCUUGAAAGCAAGAUGGGGAAGAAGCGUGAUGGCACAUUGACUCUUUCGAAUCUUGGGCCAUUCCCUCCGCCGUCGCCUGAGGAAUCGUACCAAAACCUUGAGGAGGAGAGAUGGUUCAUUGACCAGAUGUUCUUCGCGCAGGGCGACCCGAUUCUUGCACCUGCGAUCAGCUUGGGCAUCGUGGGGGCGGAGAGUGGUAGUCUGAGCUUCUGCUGGAAUUGGGGGAAGGAUGGGAUUGAAGAUGAGUUCAUGGAGGAGGUGGUUGAGGGAUUCAAACAGUUAGUUGGUGCGGUUCUGAAGUAUACUCCUGAAAAGCUGGGUGAGGUGAAAGCCUAGUUCUUCUAAUAGCAACUGGAAAUAUUGUGGUCGAGUACACUUUUUCAAUUAUUGCUACCCAUGGCACGUCGAGCAUUCCAGCGUGUCAGACAGGAAUAUCGCGAGGCACGAUUGUGUCUGGCUGCUCUACGUCAGGGAGGCUAGUAGCAAAGCCCUGACUC